ACUUGCUGCGCAGCCCGCAGCUCAGGCCCGUCCUCGGCUGUCAGAGCGGCGGUGCGGUUCGAGUUCCAAGAGGCCUGCGGGCGGCGUCCACCAUGUUGUGCCGGGCGGCGUGCAGCACGAGCAGGAAGCUGGUGCCGGGCCUGGGGGCUCUGGGCUCCCGGCUGAAGCACAGCCUCCCCGACCUGCCGUACGACUAUGGCGCCCUGGAGCCCCACAUCAACGCGCAGAUCAUGCAGCUGCAUCACAGCAAGCACCACGCGGCCUACGUGAACAACCUGAACAUCGCCGAGGAGAAAUAUCGGGAGGCGCUGGAGAAGGGUGAUGUUACAGCUCAGGUAGCUCUACAGCCUGCAAUAAAGUUCAACGGUGGAGGCCAUAUCAAUCAUAGCAUUUUCUGGACAAAUCUGAGCCCUAACGGUGGUGGAGAACCCGAAGGGGAGUUGCUGGAAGCCAUCAAACGUGACUUUGGUUCCUUCAAGAACUUUAAGGAGAAGUUGACCACCGUAUCCGUUGGUGUCCAAGGCUCAGGCUGGGGUUGGCUCGGUUUCAGUAAGGAACAGGGACGCUUACAGAUUGCUGCUUGUUCUAACCAGGAUCCCCUGCAAGGAACAACAGGUCUUAUUCCACUGCUGGGAAUUGAUGUGUGGGAGCAUGCUUAUUACCUUCAGUAUAAAAAUGUCAGGCCUGAUUAUCUGAAAGCCAUUUGGAAUGUAAUCAGCUGGGAGAAUGUAACUGCGAGAUACAUGGCUUGCAAAAAGUAAAACAUCAGCCUUACACUGAGUACAUCAAGCUCUUUAUGACUAUUUUUGUAGUAGUGCAGAGAACCACAUAUACCAGUAAGCUGCUCCAUUGUAGCAUUUCUGAGUGUGGCUUAUUCAAAUAUUUGAUAAACAUAAUUUAGUGCUGUGAAUAAUCUCUUUUAAAAGCUUAUUAGGCAACUGUUUGAAAAUGUUAAAUGCUUUGUAUAAUUUAAUCUUUUGAUUGAACAUUUUCUUCAGAGAGCUACAAUAGUUAGGAGAUUAUAAUUUUCAUCAUAAAACCAUGAAGAAUGUUUCAUCCCUAUACUGUUGGGGUGUCUAAGGAAGCCUUUCUGAUCCUGUUCUAUUGCAGUUACAGAAAAUCUGGUCUUUUGCCCCAUUUGUUUAAUAAUAAAAUAUUAAAUUUAUUUCCCAAGUGAAAUAUUCAGUUUUCUAUUGAAAAUUGCUCUUUUUGUGAGUAAUCCUCUGUCCAGUAUUACUUCUGGUGGAUAUCACCCAGUGGUCUUUAGUUACUUAUUAUUUUGUGUGUGUGUGUGUGGUACGCGGGCCUCUCACUGCUGUGGCCUCUCCCGUUGCGGAGCGCAGGCUCCGGACGCGCAGGCUCAGCGGCCACGGCUCACGGGCCCAGCUGCUCCGCGGCAUGUGGGAUCCUCCCGGACCGGGGCACGAACCCGUGUCCCCCGCAUCGGCGGGCGGACUCUCAACCACUGCGCCACCAGGGAAGCUGUUUAGUUACUUAUGAUCACAGGUUAUACAGGGUUAACACUAACCAUUUUGUCAUUAAAAAUAUAUAUAACUUGAUUGCUAAUUGAGAAUUGCUUUAUUAUGAGAAGGAAAUAGUAGUGCCUCUGAAUUUUUCUGUAGACAGAAAAAGACUUUUAUGAAAUUUUGUCCUCAUAGAAAUGUGUGUUGUCUUAAGUGCUCAAAGUGGACAAAUUAGGGCCUAGUUAAUAAAGUCAAUGAUAGGGAUGGGCCACAAAUCUGCUGGCCAGACACUUGCCCCUCUUCUUUGGGGCCUGCUCAUGCAGCAUCCCUCUCAAGAGAACCAGACCUGGGCCAGGGCCUGCAUUCCCAAGUAAUGAAAGGCAAAUUGGUUUCAGGACGCAGUCAGGAGCAUGCCUCUCUGAGGAACAUUUAUUUUCAAAGAUUUGUUUUUGAGUUAUUUCAUCCAUUUUGAUGUUUUUUGUUUCUUCUAGAAAAUGUACAAUCGCUAUAGAAGCUUUAUAUUGUUUUAUUGGUUUUUCCAAUACAGGGAAAACCGUAUCCCUAAUAUAGCGACAGGGCAGUCAGAUGACAUUCCUGUUGAGUUUUUGUGAAUGGAGCUGUUCAGUGCAGCAGGGUCCUUUCUGUAUUUGGCUUCACAGUGUCAGGUGUUCCAUGUUCUUCAUUAUCUUCUCUCCUUAUCGUUAAUAGCUGUAUAGUAUUUUAUCAACUGGACAUUUCCUAAUAUAUUUUACAGUUCUGUUACUGAAGAUUUCAUUGGUUUCUAAUCUGAUGAUUACAGGUAAUGCUAUUCUGAUACCCCACACAGGUUUUACCUUCUAUUGGAAUAUUUUCUCUAUGUAGGUUUUUUUCUUAAACCUAUUUUAGUAACAGGGUGUUUUCUCAAGUUUAUUUUUUCAUUAAAAAAAAUUUCCCCCUAACUUUAUUAUCCUUUUUUUUUUUAUGGAAAAAUUGAGUGACUUAGCAGUUUCAAUAUUGAAGACUGAAGUUUUAAAAAAAAUUUUAAUUCAAGGCACUUUUCUUUUAGAAUUCAAUUAGAAGAGUAUUUAGGCUUUCUGAAUUGUCAACAGCGUUAAUGAGACUAGGGUUAAUGUGUGUGCUUGUGGAUUGAAAACACUUCAGAGACUAUGAUUGCCAUCCUUUCUAUACCACAGUAAAAUGGCUUUAAUGGGGCACAACUGAGAGCCGUGUGACUUCUGCUUACGUGUAUCCUAUACACACAUGUAUAUGCCUAUAUAUAUAUAUAUUAACAAGGCAGUUGUGUGACGGCUGUUUACAUAUACCCUAUACACACAUAUAUAUGCCUAUAUAUUAUAAACAAGGCAGUGAACUCUGUAAACAGACCAUUGAGAAAAUAGGACCUUUUUGAAAGAUGGGCUUUUGAAUACAAGUAGUCUUCUAGAUCAUGAACAAACAAAGAUAUGCAGAGACUACUGACUUAAUAUAAAGCUUUUGGACUCUCAUUAAGCUUUAAGAUUAAAAAAAAAAUUCAAUGUUGAAAUUUCUAUGGGGCUCUAUUUUUGCUUUGAUUGUAUCAUGUGAGAACAAGGGAAAGCAUACUGUCCUCCACUGCACUUUUGGAUUUUAAGAGACUAAGAUAACAUACAGAGUAGAGAUUUUAAUCAUCCAGCAGAAAAUGAGACUCUAUGAGAUUCUGUUUAGCCCUGUUUUUCGUAAUAGAAAAGAAACAGAAAAGGUAAAACAACCGUUUCUUCUGCAAAGAGCAAGUACUCUUCACCCAGGAAGGAUUUUUGUGACUGAAUCAGCAGUGCCUGCUGUAGGAUAGACAUGCUUCAAAAAUCUUAGCAUGAUUGGUGCUGCAGGGGAACAGGAGGCAGAACAAAUACUGUCUGUGAAAUCGUGUCUGUUGCUCAAACUGUUGUGUAAUAAAACUUUGAUAUUGAGAAGUUACAACUUCAUUACACACCUCAGAUUCAUGAUUCUAAAAUGAGAUUUGAAUUUCUGUGGAGUGCCUUUAAAAAGUAACAUCAAAAUCAUAAAAUCAAGAUAGAUGUGUGUUGUCAGUCGUAUCUAAAACUAGGUAUAAAUACAAAUUUUGUUUCCUGUUUUAAUUUCAGGGGAACUACUGUUUGGGAAAGCUGUUCGGUAACUGUUUUAUAAAUUACUGUCUCUCUUUUUCAGUCAUACCCUAAUGAUCCCAGCAAGCUAAUGCCCUGUGUUCUAAGGUAUGCAUGGUACAUACUAAAAAUCCUGUAAGGUCCUGGAGAGUUUUCAUUUAAUUAUUCAUUAAAGAAGCAUUUAUUUUCA
Messenger RNA from Physeter macrocephalus (sperm whale), 3749 nucleotides. RefSeq names its product superoxide dismutase 2 (gene SOD2). Gene Ontology annotation, cellular component: mitochondrion. The transcript is spliced from 5 exons. The coding region runs from base 93 to 761 and encodes 222 amino acids. The record is from RefSeq and is a predicted model, not a curated record. Gene Ontology annotation, molecular function: superoxide dismutase activity; metal ion binding. NCBI's taxonomy places the organism in Eukaryota, Metazoa, Chordata, Mammalia, Artiodactyla, Physeteridae. Gene Ontology annotation, biological process: superoxide metabolic process.